UCAGAACUCAGCAGUGUAGACGUCUUCAUUCAUAAAGAUGAUCCGCAAUCUCUUGGUACUUGCUUGUCUCGUCGCUGUGGUCUUUGUGAAAAGAUCCAUUGCUGUGUGCCACCACGAAGGAAAAGACUUUGCUGAAGGAGAGUCAUUCAAAAAUGAUUGCAAUACGUGUAUUUGUAGCAAGAAUGGCGUGGCAGCUUGUACAGAGAUGUUAUGCCUGCCUAAAGUUAAGAGAUCCAGUGACGGGUGCCAUCAUAAUGGAAAAGAUUACAAUGUAGGAGACUCUUUCCAAGACGACUGCAACACAUGUCGUUGUGUUAAAGGAGGUUUGGCGGCCUGUACAAAGAAGUUGUGUCCAGAGAAAAGAUCUAGUGCUGUGUGUCACCACGAUGGAAAAAACUUUGCUGAAGGAGAAUCAUUCAAAAAAGACUGCAACACAUGUGUCUGUGGGAAAAAUGGAAACGCGGCUUGUACUUUGAUGCUUUGCAUAAAUAAAGCGAAAAGAUCCAGUGACGGAUGCCACCAUAAUGGAAAAGACUACGCUGAAGGAGAAUCAUUCAAAAUAGACUGCAACACAUGUAUCUGUGGCAAAGGAGGUUUGGCAGGUUGUACAAGGAUGUUGUGUCCAGAAAAAAUAUCCAGCGACAAAUGUCACCAUAAUGGAAAAGAUUACGAUGUAGGAGCAUCAUUCAAAAUAGAGUGCAACACAUGUCGUUGUGUUAAGGGCGGUUUGGCAGCUUGUACAAAGAUGUUCUGUCCACCUCCAGCUAAACAAUCCGCUGCUGUGUGCCACCACGAUGGAAAAGACUUUGCUGAAGGAGAAUCAUUCCAAAAAGACUGCAACACAUGUCAUUGUCUUGCAGGUGGGAAAGCAGCUUGUACAAAGAUGUUGUGUCCACCUAAAGAAAAAAGGUCCACUCAAGUGUGCCACCACGAGGGAAAAGAAUUCAAAUUAGGACAAUUAAUCCACAUUGACUGCAACGUCUGCCGUUGUCUUGUAGGAGGCAUUGCAGCCUGUACAAAGAAGAGCUGCCCACCUAAAGAGAAAAGAUCUGCUGCUGUGUGUCACCACAAUGGAAAAGACUAUGCUGAAGGAGAAUCAUUCAAAAUAGACUGCAACACUUGUCGCUGUGGUAAAAAUGGUGCCGCAGCUUGUACAAAGAAGUUCUGCCUACCAGCAGGUUGCGUGUACAAUGGUAAAUUCUACAAGGUUGGAGAGUCCUUCAAAAAGGAUUGUAACGACUGCACCUGUACAGAAAGAAAUGCUGCCGUGUGUACUCUGAGAGGCUGUGUACAUUGAAAAGCAUAAAGUGACGGCUUGUAACUGUUUAUGCUAAUCUUGAACUUAUCAGACUACGACACCAGAAUUCUCUGGAAGAUAAAUGAAAAACAGACCAGAACUAUGAAAAUCAAAUUUCCCUUUAUUUGAAUUAUACUAUGAGAAUCUUGAAAAUAAAAUUACUUUAAAUGAA
This is a messenger RNA of Octopus bimaculoides (California two-spot octopus), 1469 nucleotides long. RefSeq lists its product as uncharacterized. NCBI's taxonomy places the organism in Eukaryota, Metazoa, Mollusca, Cephalopoda, Octopoda, Octopodidae. The record is from RefSeq and is a predicted model, not a curated record. Gene Ontology annotation, molecular function: peptidase inhibitor activity; protein binding. Gene Ontology annotation, biological process: negative regulation of BMP signaling pathway. Gene Ontology annotation, cellular component: AMPA glutamate receptor complex.